AUUCAUUUAUUUUAUUGAAAGUGAUUAAGAGUGUGGGAAUAAACAAAUUAUUCUUCCCUUAGUUGCAUAAAGUGCUCCGGUAUAUCGUCAACUGAUGUACACAGUUUCACGAUUCUUGGCAAACUGAAAAGUUCUGCAAGCUCCGCACAAGAAGAAGCGACUGACGGUGGGAGUGAAGGUUUCCAGUGUCAAGAAAACGACGGAGUUUCACAUUAAAAAAUUAGUGCCGAAAGGUAUAUCAAGGAAAACCGGCGAUGGCUAAAACGUCUUUCUUCAUCUGCUCUUUCUUUGAAUAUUUCUGAAUACAAUUUUGAAGAGACGAAAUUAUACCUGGUCUAAUAGCAGCUAAAAAAUCGCUGUUCACAACCGCGGCAUCUGAAUUACAUCCAAUUGCGUAGCCAGUAUCGGAACGGGGUGCAAAGAUCUACGCUGAAACUGGGCGCUAGCCUGAAAUGUGGUUCAGCCUACUAACUCCCUGGGGAUUUGGCUGAAGUGGAAGAUGAAUGACAUUUCAGAGGCGCCAAACCAAAGUCUUGCUGAAGCGGAUGUUCAGUUAGGUCCCAGAACUUUCCAGAAAUAUCAUAGCCUGCGAACUUAACGCAGAUGUAUUUCCGGCUGCCGCUUGUCUUUGAAGGCAAUACAACUGCGGUCGCAGGCUAGAAAUAUCAUUAUUUCGAUGGGAAAGACGUUUUCACUAUAUGAUAGAGAAAGGAAUCGAAGAUCAUAUAGGUCGAGAAUUCGAAGAGAAAGUUGUGAAACAGGAACACACAAAAUGGCUGAUCAGCAAUUCAGAGCUCUAUCGUCGUGUUUGAUGAUUGGGUUCCUCGUGAUUGUAGUAACAGCAGGCAACACUGAUACGAAUGAUUGUCCGUCUCCUCUGGGAAUGGAGGAUGGACGCAUCAAGGAUGAUCAACUUAUAACUACAACCAAUUUAAAUGGUCUAAGCGACGCUUCUCAUGGCAGAUUGAAUUAUAGGGAUGGCUAUGGUGGAUGGUGCCCUAAUCAGACGCGCAGUGGAGAUGAAACGGGACCAUUUAAUGACCAGUUUAUUGAAGUCAGGCUGAACACGCCGGUAUUACUCAAAGUUAUUGUUACACAAGGCCGUUAUAAUGGAGUGGAGAAAGUGAAGCGUUACCGGAUUGCUUACACACCAGACAUAAAGAAUGUGCCUUUAAAGUGGUUUCGCGAUGAACAAAACAACAUUGUGAAGUCCUUUGAAGGUAACAUCGACAGUAAGCCGCACAGAAGGACACUAAAACCACCCGUUGUUGUGGAGCUAAUUAAAAUUUAUCCAGAAUUGUACAAAGGUAAACAGGUGUGCCUGAGGUUCGAGCUUCUUGGCUGUUCAUUGAAAUAUGGUGAGUUAAUUUUAUUACUUUUUAUAAUGUAGAUAGGACCGCGCU
This is a messenger RNA of Orbicella faveolata, 1403 nucleotides long. RefSeq names its product netrin receptor unc-40-like. The record is from RefSeq and is a predicted model, not a curated record. Gene Ontology annotation, molecular function: protein binding. Lineage: Eukaryota; Metazoa; Cnidaria; Anthozoa; Scleractinia; Merulinidae.